This is a messenger RNA of Menidia menidia (Atlantic silverside), 1152 nucleotides long. The record is from the annotation of a GenBank genome assembly. NCBI's taxonomy places the organism in Eukaryota, Metazoa, Chordata, Actinopteri, Atheriniformes, Atherinopsidae.
AUGCGUCGAAGACCCGAAGCGCAGUCAACAAGCGGCGAACCUUCGAAUGCUGAUAAAAAGGAUGGUGAUCAAAGACUUCAGAGCCAAGCUGCAGCUAAAGGCCAAUUUUCUUACGGCUCCGUGCUCUUAAACAUCGGAAAGUGUUUUCUCCUCCUCCUCAUAAUUCCUCCUUUCCUCAACUAUGCCUCGCUGCAGAAAGAAGCACAGAUGCUUUUACCCAAAGAUGGCCUCAUUGUUGAUGUCGGUUUGGGGCAAAAGAUGCAUUUACUGUGUAAAGGACGAGGAAGACCUGUUGUCAUACUGGAUGCACCAACUGGAAUGUCAUCAGAAAUUUGGCUUCAUGUCCAAGACAGUCUUUCCUCCUUAACAAAGGUUUGUACCUAUGACAGGAUGGGACUGGGCUUCAGCAAGCGACUGAUGCCGAAUGAAACCACAGGAACAGAGAAGGUGUGGGGAGUGUCCACAACUGGACGGAUGGUGGACGAUCUGCACCGGCUCCUGCAGGCCGCAGGACUGGCCACGCCCUUCAUCCUGGUGGGCUCUGAACUGGGAGCGCUCAACGGCAGGUUCUACAGCCACAUUCACGACGUGCAAGUGUCGGACCUUGUGCUGAUUGAUCCCAUCCCAGAGGACGUUUUUGAAGAGGACCAGUGGAAGGAGUACUGGUAUGGCAAGCUGCUGCCGUCCCUCCAAGCCCGGCAGUUUUCGGCGGCCACAGGGCUGAGCCGCAUGCUGAUCAUCAUGGGGGCGAUCCAACCGGCCAUACAAGGCGAGAACGUCUCGGAGGAGGCCGUCCAGCGCCAGAAGUAUCUGCUGAGUAACCCCGCCCACCUGAGCGGUGCUGUGGAUGAGCACUACUUCAUGAAUGAAAGUGCAGCUCAGGUCCGGGACAUCACGAUGUUUAAACCCCUCUCCAGCAAGAUAUCGGUGAGCAUGCUGACCGGAGAGUCCUUUGACCAGCAAAUGCCAGAACAACUGAACCAAAUGGUAGCGCGACUUCAAAAGAGGUUUCUGAAGGAAUCCUACCCAUCAGCCAAUCACGUUCACAUAAAAGAGGCCGACCGGCGAAUGAUCUACAAGAAGCCAUCUGCCAUCGUCCAGCACCUGAGGAGGAUCGUCCACCAGCGACAGCCCAAACAGCAGAGCGAGUGA